AUGUGGAGUGGCAGCGCGGGGACAGGCUGGGAAGCGGGCAGUGUAAAAUUUGGAAGGCAGCUUGUACCUGGUUGGAAGAUUUGUCCAAAAUGCACGCAGAUAAUCAACAGAAGUGUGGAUAUUGAUUCUGAAGACUGCCGGAGAAGGAAACCUGAAUCAGAUGGAAGAACUGCUAAAGCUUUGAGGUCAUUACAACUUACAAAUCCAGGAAGGCAAACUGAAUUUGCUCCAGAAACUGGUAAAAGAGAAAAAAGAAGGCUUACAAAAAAUGCAAACACUGGUUCAGACAGACAAGUGAUACCAGUAAAGAGUAAGGUCUAUGAGAGCCAGGGUCUCCUGACUUUGAGUGGGAUGGACUUCUAUGACUGCCUCGAUGAAGAUUGCUUAGGAUGUUUCUAUGCUUGUCCUGCCUGUGGUUCUACCAAGUGUGGAGCUGAAUGCCACUGUGACCGCAAGUGGCUAUAUGAGCAAAUUGAAAUUGAAGGAGGAGAAAUAAUUCAUAAUAAACAUGCUGUAUAAUCUGUGGCAUCAAAC
Molecule: messenger RNA, 534 nt
Organism: Cebus imitator (Panamanian white-faced capuchin)
Lineage: Eukaryota; Metazoa; Chordata; Mammalia; Primates; Cebidae
Product: ARL14 effector protein-like
Exons: 2
Coding region: 1-519 (172 amino acids)
Cellular component (GO): intracellular membrane-bounded organelle
Source: RefSeq, a predicted model, not a curated record